Messenger RNA from Drosophila eugracilis, 1191 nucleotides. Its product is annotated as lactosylceramide 4-alpha-galactosyltransferase. Bases 1 to 1191 code for a protein of 396 amino acids. The record is from RefSeq and is a predicted model, not a curated record. Gene Ontology annotation, biological process: glycosphingolipid biosynthetic process. Lineage: Eukaryota; Metazoa; Arthropoda; Insecta; Diptera; Drosophilidae. The transcript has 2 exons. Gene Ontology annotation, molecular function: alpha-1,4-N-acetylgalactosaminyltransferase activity.
AUGAAAGUGUCUCGAGCGCUAGCCGUUGUAGUUUCCGUAGUCCUGAUACUUGGCAUUGUGUUAACGUACAAAUGGAUGACGAUUCGCAGUCUCGGCUCAAAGAAAUCCUCAACACAAAAGAAAGCCCAUCCCAUACCCAAAAAACCCAACCAAAGUAAGACUAAAACGCCUAAGCAGACGGCUAACAAGAACAUUCCCAAAAGGCCAGUAAAAAAGGUGAUCCAAAAGCCAAAAUUCAAUCCGAAAAAGACUAAAAUAAUUCCAGUAAUUCCCCUGCUGGAUGUUCAAAAGGCCAGAAAUCAGCCUGCUAAGGGAAAUAGUAUAUUCUUCCAUGAAACCACAAAUUUCCGGCGAGAUGAAAAGAUUCACCUGAUCCAGUUGACGGCCCGUGCGGCUUGCGCCAUUGAAUCGGCUGCCCUUCACAAUCCACGCCUCACUGUAUUUGUACUCUUCGCAGGCGGCACUCAUCGUAUUUCCAGUGGAGAUCCGCUGAUCAAGGCUUUAAAUAAAUAUAAAAACAUUAGGCUGAGACAUCUCAAUGUAUGGCGUUAUGCAGCUGGCACUCCCAUUGAAAAGUGGCUAAAAAGUGGAAAGCUAUUCAAAUCGAAAUACCUUUUUUCCCACGUCUCCGAUAUACUGCGUUAUAUAACUCUUUAUAAGUAUGGUGGCUUGUAUUUGGAUCUCGAUGUGGUAGUUCAACAGAAUCUAGAGAAAAUGCCACCGAAUUUCACGGGAGCUGAGAGCAACAAUUCCUUGGCCUGUGGGGUUAUGAAAAUGUCCUUCAAGGGUUUGGGCCAUCAGAUAGCCACCUCUUGCCUGAUGGAUCUUCAGGCACACUACGAUGCCAAUAAAUGGGGCAGCAAUGGACCAGGAGUCAUAACACGAGUGGCCAAAAAGCAAUGUAACACCGAUAAAGUCAGGACAAUGAUCAACAAUCCAAAACGCUGCAAGGGCUUUAGGGUCUUUGAUCUUAAAUCCUUUUAUGCGAUUCACUGGCUGCAGUGGAAGGAUUUCUUUCAGCCCAAAAGACUUAAUAUAACCAUGAAAAAAAUAGAAAAGUCACCGGUGAUCCAUGUCUGGAACAAAUUCUCGAAGGGAUGGAAGCUGAGGACAAAGGAUAACUGUGCUUACACCAAAGUGGCCAAGAAACACUGUCCCAAGUCAUUUGCAGCAGCGGGAACGUUCUUUUAG